AGCACUCCGCACCUGUCUGUUUGGGCUUGACAGCUGUGAUCUCACUGCUGUAGUUAGUUAUCAUGACUUCUCCCAAGGAGCCAAAUGCGCCGGUGAAAGUGACUCAAAAGCAAGAAGAGCAGGAGCUGGUGGGCAGUGCCCCUCCACAGAGGAACUGGAAGGGAAUAGUCAUCGCCCUGCUGGUCAUCUGCAUCAUCUUGUCUCUGAUCGUCACCGCUGUCAUCGUGCUCACCCCAAUUGCAGAUGAUAGCCUUGCCCUCAAGAAGAAAGUCACCAUCGAGGACGUCUUCGGAGGAGAUUUUCAUGUGCACGACCCCGACGCUACAUGGCUCAGCGACAAUGUACUGCUGUAUCGAACACAAGAAGGGGAUGUGGUCAAACUCAACGUCGAAACACAGGAGAGGGUCGUUUUGGUGGAGAACAGGAAGUUUGAAAUGUAUAAAGCCACCAAGUACCAAAUAUCUCCAGACCUGGAACAUGUAUUGUUGGCCUACAACGUGGCCCCAAUCUACCAGCACUCCUACAUGGCAUUCUACAUCAUCUGUAGUCUCAUCACCCCGGAAACGUGGAGUCUGAAUCCUCCUGAGGUACGGAACUCCCUCCUGCAGUAUGCUGGAUGGGGACCCAAGGGCCAACAGUUGAUCUUUAUCUUUGAGAACAACAUCUACUACAGAGCGACAGUGGAGAGCAGAACCAUUCGCCUGGUGUCCACAGGGAAGGAGCGAGUCAUCUUCAAUGGCCUGAGUGACUGGCUGUAUGAAGAGGAGAUACUGCAGACCCACAUAGCCCAUUGGUGGUCUCCAGACGGUCUCAGACUGGCCUAUGCCACCAUCAACGACACCCUGGUGCGCAAGAUGGAGGUCCCCAUCUUCACUGGCGCCCUGUAUCCAACAGGGCUGGAGUGUCACUACCCUAAGGCUGGGGAGGACAACCCUGUAGUACACCUGUCUGUGGUGAGUCUGAACGGACCCCUUCACACGGUGGAGAUGAAGAAGCCAGAUGACCCCAGGAUAGGAAGAGAAUAUUACAUCACAAUGGUAAAGUGGGCCACCAGCACCAAGCUGGCAGUCAACUGGCUGAACAGAGCUCAGAACAACUCCAUACUGACACUCUGUGAGGCCACCACAGGAGUGUGCACUAAGAAACACGAGGAUGAAAGUGAGGGCUGGCUACACAGACAGAACGAGGAGCCACUCUUCUCCCAUGACGGAUACAAGUUCUUCUUCACCAGAGCUAUUCCUCAGGGUGGAAGGGGAAAGUUCUUCCAUAUCUCCAUGUCCACCUCCCAGCCCAACACCAGCACAGACACUCUGCAGUCCCUGACAUCAGGCGACUGGGACGUGACUCAGAUACUGGCCUACAGCCAAGAAAGGCAGCUCAUAUACUUUUUGAGCACAGAGGAUGAUCCAAAACGACGACACCUCUACAGUGCGGACAUCAAUGGCCCAUUUAAUCGCUGCUGUCUGUCGUGUGAGUUCAAGUGUGGCUAUGUGGAUGGCUCCUUCAGCCACAACAUGCAGUACUUCCUGCUCAACUGUAAAGGCCCUGAUGUACCCAGUGUUGCCAUCUACAGUACCAAAGACAUACAGAAGGUCCUGGACCUGGAGACUAACGAGGGAGUGAAUAACACGUACCACAGCAUGCAGAUGCCCAAAGUGGAGUAUGAGACCAUCACCAUAGACGAUUACACUCUGACAAUGCAGAUCCUGAAGCCAGCUGGUUUCAUAGACACAGCUCACUACCCCCUACUGCUACUAGUAGACGGAACACCUGGCGGACAGAUGGUGACAGAGCAGUUCCGUGUGGACUGGGCCACGGUGCUGGUGAGCAGUUACAGCACCAUUGUGAUCCGCUUCGAUGGCCACGGGUCCGGGUUCCAGGGCACCAAGCUCCUCCACCACAUUAGGAGGAAACUGGGUGUGAUCGAGGAGAGGGACCAGAUGGAGGCCCUCAGACUGAUAUCCAAAGAAAUGUACAUCGACAAAAGUCGAAUGGGAGUAUAUGGAAAGGUUUACGGAGGGUAUUUGGCCACAAUGCUUUUAAGUUCUGAUGACUCCCUGCUUAAAUGUGGAGCCGCCGUCUCGCCCAUCACAGAUUUUGAGUUAUACGCUUCAGCAUUUUCAGAGAGGUACCUUGGAUCACCAAAGACAGACUCUCGAAUAUACUCGAUGGCCAGUUUAGCACAUCGGGCAGGUCGUCUCAUGGACAGGAAGUACAUGAUUAUCCAUCCAACCGCUGAUGAGAAAGUUCAUUUCCAGCACUCUGCAAAAUUCAUCAACCAUUUAAUCAACGAGAAGGCAAAUUACUCUUUACAGAUAUACCCAGACGAGGGACACUUCCUGCAUAGCGAUGGCACUCGGCAACACCUGAGCCAAUCACUGGUCAACUUCUUUGAGGAGUGUUUCCGACUGCCGGACUUACCGAGCGACGAAGAGAAGGACAAGGAGGAUGAGGGCGAUGGUUAAACCAGCUGACACAUGGUUAACGCUCUAGCCAGUUACUACAGCACAAUAUGCAACAAAUCUUUCUCAACUCAUUACCCCCACCCAUAGCCUGGUUCCAGAUCUGUUUGUGCCGUCUUGCCAACUCAGCUGGUCAGCUAAUGAUCAUUUAGAGCUUGCAUUGGUGAAACAGAUCUAGGAUCAGGCUAACCUACUCCAUCCUCUGUAUAAUUUGGGCUUCUCUUUAGGGCACAGUACCUGCAUGUACCAAUAACCUCACACCUCACCCUUUUCCUCUUCUUCAUCACUUCUGGUUGGCUGACAAAUGGACUGGCCAGCAGACAUCAAAUUGUGCUGCUGUUUUUAUCCUCUUAGAUGUAAUGGCAAAAUGUAGAUUUUCUCCUAAAUAGAAAUACUCAAAGGUAACUACUAUUCAUGUGUAAUUACAUAAUUCUGACAUGCAAAAAUGUGGUAUAUUUGAAAAGAUGACAUCUGGGAGAUGAUCAGAAGAUAGGAGUUACAUAGUUCAGAAUACAUAAGAUCAAGCACACACAAAAUCAUUUUUAUUUUAUUUUGAAAGUAAUCUUUCAUUGACAAGCUAUAAGUGAAUUAUUGAUGCCAAGAGCUGGAAACACAUAUGAUGGCUUCCACAACAUGUGAACAAUAUCAGGGAAAAAAUUGGGAUUGAUAGACCUAACAACUAGAAAUGGGAUUGAUAGACCUAACAACUAGAAAUGGGAUUGAUAGACCUAACAACUAGAAAUGGGAUUGAUAGACCUAACAACUAGAAAUGGCAGAUGUUUUAGUAAGUGGUGUCAGGUGUGGUCACAGAACGUUUCCAAGUGUCCCUAAACCUCUCCAAAGCGGCAUAUGUCUGUAAAUUAGAUAAUUCCAGUGCUAUUACAUAUUUGGAAUCCCUUAAUGCGAUUUGUUCAGUAUAAAACACACUUUCUACCAUAUCAACCUCACUCAAACAUUGUGAUGGUGUUAUUCAAGUGUCCUUUCAACCUCUCCAGUGUCCAAAUGUGGUAAUUGCACUGUUUUUGCACACUGGAUGUGCCCAAAAGUUAAUGUUCACUAUAAAAACGAAAUGUCUACAACACCAACUUCUCUCAAACAUUUGCGGGGUGUCGGGACAUACAGGGGAUAUCCAAUGUGUUUUCAUCAUAUUUUUCAUGCGCAAAUAUAGUGACUCGAUGUUGCCAUUAAGUCAUAUGUCAUCAGAUACAUUUGGCAAUAGGCUAGAUUUGUUCCUACCAACCUAGAGAUUAAUGUCAUACCCCCAUUUAGCUAUAGCUCAAACACAGACCCAAUCGAAGUUUACCUUUGCUGUUUGGUGAAAACGUUGUGUAAAAUCAACGGGGGUGGUGAUCAAUAACUGUAGGUCACAUGCAGACUAAUAAGACAUCCUCAUUAUAUGUGGUAUCCUGGUUUACGGUGUGAAUCAACGUAUUCCAUGUUGAUUUCGUUUAUGCCUCACAAGGCUAACCGGAAGGUAGGUAGCAGACAUCUUGAAACGAGGUCAUCGGCUCGGCCUGCCCUUAUGUCCAUAUAUGGCAGUAACUCACCAAAGCUUCCAAGGCACAGAUCAACCGCAAAGAUACUCCGCUUUCCGCAGACACCCUGCUUUUGCAAAUAGGGGCUACCGUUCUCAUAACAGACUGAACUGAAAAAUGAAAUAGGGUCCCCAAAUAAUGGGUACUUUACAUUUAAGAGGUCAACACCGGAAUCACGGAAACAAUCAGAAACGUUCUGGUGGUUAGUGAAUUAUGUAAUUUGACGAUGGUACCAAAAACUGGUACCACCCCUGUCCUCCCAUCUUUACUGCAUUGGAAUUGAUUAGCCAUAACAUUCGUAGGGGAACUGUUGUGCUAAAGACGUGUGUGGAGGAGAGGAGAUGCAACCCACAGGCGGUGUUGACUCUCGGGAGAAAAAAAAAACUCUUAGCAGUGUUCUAAGUUCUUUUUCUGGACCAAAUAAAGUGAUCACUGAAAGAGACCAGUAAACCCACCUGUGGAUAUCAGAUGCUGUAGUGAACCACCCCAACGGCAUCCGUGUAGGGAUGCAGCACAACAUAUCCCAUAUUCCCUUCUCAAAUAUCAUGGCUAAUCAAUUCCAAUGCAGUAAAGAUGGAGGGAACAUACAGGAGCUACCCAUUGUUGGUACCAUCAUUAUAAAUGACAAUUCACCAACAACUUUCUGAGGAUUGUAUCCAUGAUACUAAAACAGCAGUAGCAUUUAUUUCUCUUAAUUGGGGUUCGUAAUGUUCAGUAUGGCUUUGAAUUGAUGUACAGUGGUUACAUUUGGACAUCCUUUCCAAACGAGGACACAAUGUUUGAGACUACAUGUUUGUUAAAAACUAUUUUGACCUCUUUUGGGAUUAUUACAUUCAGUAGGACAUUUAUUUUCAUUUGGAAUGGAGCUCUAGUGUUGUGUUAGACACUGUGCCUUACUACUAGGGGUUAACCAAGGUAUUCAUGUCAGGGACUAUAAACCCUUCAAUGGAAACAUAACUUUUCAUGUAAGCAAGAUUGGUCAAAGCCAGCCGCCAGUUGUCCUUCCGCCAACAACUGCAGGCACAUGUGGAGCUCUAUAGUUAUAUAUAAACAAAUAUUGGUCAACAUGACACGUAAUGACUUCAGUUGAAUCGUUACAAUCUGACCAGUCUGUAUGUAGGAACAUGUGAUUUUAUAACACCCAUUAUAUAUGUACUAUAACACAGUAAUGUUGUGCUUGUAUAAAAUAGACACCUGAACAUGUUCUGGCUGUUGUAACUACAUCAAAGGUUCUUGAGGCACAUUCAGUGUAUCUUUUCUAAUUUGGCAAGUUACAAUGUUUGGUUAUUUGUUAAACAGCUUGAAUGUCCGUCGAGAUGUCAUUUCUGUUAGUAUUGUCAGUGAAAGUUUCUAGUCAGCUGAUGUACAAAAUGUAUAAAUCUUACAUUGUUGAAAAGUCCUGAACUAUGUGUGUGCGACUUGUACAUAAAGCAUUUUCAAAUUUA
This is a messenger RNA of Oncorhynchus nerka (sockeye salmon), 5442 nucleotides long. Its product is annotated as dipeptidyl aminopeptidase-like protein 6. Gene Ontology annotation, cellular component: voltage-gated potassium channel complex; plasma membrane. Lineage: Eukaryota; Metazoa; Chordata; Actinopteri; Salmoniformes; Salmonidae. The record is from RefSeq and is a predicted model, not a curated record. Gene Ontology annotation, biological process: proteolysis; regulation of potassium ion transmembrane transport. Gene Ontology annotation, molecular function: potassium channel regulator activity; serine-type peptidase activity. The coding region runs from base 63 to 2465 and encodes 800 amino acids. The transcript has 26 exons.